AUGUCCACCGCAGCGGCAGCGAAGAUAUGCCUGGUGUUCAAUGUAUCAUCAUCGCCACCGGCUCUUGCUCCAAAGCCCAAGCGGCCGAUAUCCAAGACGAGCGAGAUCCAUCCUGAAUCAGUUAUGCGAUCUCAGCGCCAGCACAGACUGCCAUUUCGACCACCUUCGGGCGAAAGCGCUUCCAAGCUCCACCGUACUAGCCAAAGCGCUGGCCUCUCAUCGCAUCGGGAGUCGAGUGAGAGCACCGGAUUCUUUUUCGACUACCUGAAAUACAACCAGGAUGACAUUGCUGAGCCACGGCAACCCUCUACACAUGAACAGUCACCACCAAAGGUUUCAGCUAAGCCGGUCUCGAUUAUACCAGGUGUCCUGACGCCUCGACCUAGUGAACACUUCCUCGAUUCAUCUCGAAGGAGCUCUGUAGCUGCAAAGCCAAAGACGACGCUGAAGGAAAAAAUCAAAGCUUGUGCGAAGUCAUUCACGACUCAAGUCACAGAGCUCGAGGAUGGCGACUUCCUAUCCAGACCACCUUCAGGCGCGCCCAAGGCCGUGAUUCCCGGACAAUGCAUCUAUUGUGGUAUCAUCAACGACGCGGAAUGCUUUUCCGGCCACAUCUCAGAAGUGCGAGUGCGUCGCAAACACCAAGGCACUGUUUUCGAGGAAUCUGACCUCCGCGAUCUUCAUGAUCUUUUCGAUUUUGAUGAGUUGCACCCCAUUACGACAGCAUACACGAGCGCUGGCGCAUGA
Molecule: messenger RNA, 747 nt
Organism: Pseudocercospora fijiensis CIRAD86
Lineage: Eukaryota; Fungi; Ascomycota; Dothideomycetes; Mycosphaerellales; Mycosphaerellaceae
Exons: 2
Coding region: 1-747 (248 amino acids)
Source: RefSeq, a predicted model, not a curated record